Paramecium pentaurelia is the source of this 935-nucleotide messenger RNA. The record is from the annotation of a GenBank genome assembly. Lineage: Eukaryota; Ciliophora; Oligohymenophorea; Peniculida; Parameciidae.
AUGACAACAUAAUCUGGCCCAUUUUCUACUCCUGCUUUUAUUAUUAAGCUUUAUGAUAUUUUAGAUGAAUAAGUAGAUUCAAUGUAUUUAUAUAAGAAUUAGGUGUAAUUUAAUUAGAUUAUUAAAUGGAGCGAUGAUGGAGAGUAUUUUAUUGUUUUAUAACCAAAAUUGAUGGAGAAUGAAAUCCUAUUGCAAUACUUUAAACAUAAUCAUUAUUAAUCAUUUCUUAGAUAACUUAAUAUGUAUGAAUUUAUUAAAGCACGAAACUCAGAAAAUUAUGAGAUAUUUAGUCAUCCCUUCUUUAAAAGAGGCAAUAAGUAAGAUAAUAUUAAUGUUUUAGAAAAUAAUUAUCAUUGAUUAAACGUAAUCCUAUUAAAACUAAAUGCAAAGUAAAGAAAGAAUUGAAGUCAGCUGUAAAAUAAUAUGAUUUUUAAAAAUAAAUGGAUUCAGAAUUAUUAUUUUUAAAAUAAAGACAAACUAAAUUUGAAACAUAAUUUUAAGAGAUAAUAUCAUAAAAUGAAUAAAUUAUGGAUCAACAUAAACAAAUAUGGUAAGAACUCAGUAAUUCCAAAAAAACACUUGAUGUUAAAAUUGAUAGAAUUAGUUAUUUACUUAGCUUUAUAAUCCAAUAAUAAGGAAUUAAUAACUAAGACUCUAUUGAAAUGUUAAACUAAAUUUAGUGUAAACCAAAAUAAGAAUAUUAGCCAGUUGAAUCAUUGUCUCCACUAUUAAAAAUGAUGCAAAAUCAAAUGACUUGGAACCUAAAAGUACCAACUCAACUGAGCACAUAUAGUCCCGUAUAUAAUGAUUAAGGUAUAAUAUUUCUAUUAAUUAUAAAAUAUUUAGCAUAUUCACCUCUAGCCAUAAGGAGCUAAGAAAGUCUUGAUAGUUAUUAAAGUAUAAGUCCAUUCUACUAAUAAUUCAAAGACUAGUGA